Vicia faba (fava bean) is the source of this 558-nucleotide messenger RNA. The record is from the annotation of a GenBank genome assembly. Lineage: Eukaryota; Viridiplantae; Streptophyta; Magnoliopsida; Fabales; Fabaceae.
AUGGCAAGAGACCCAUGGCAUCUUCUCCUACACCAGUUCCUAACAAAGCAAAGACCAUGUUUCAAGCGAGCAAAGCAACACCUAAUGCAAGGAUUAAUAAGAAGUCAUCCAAGGAUUAAACUUUUGAAGCUCUGUGUUAUAAGGGGUAACUCGAAGAGACCUUUGUUCUUUUAUUCUUUUGUGCAGUUGAUCCUUAAGGUGUAUGAUAACAAGGUUGUGGAUUCUUCUAAGGAUCCAUUUAUUGAGGCUACUGGUUCUUCUUCUUUUGAUUCACUUUCUUCUAAUUUGAAGUCUUACCUUGAUGAGUUGGUUGGAAUGCUUUGGAUGACAACUAGAUUAGGGAAGAAAGGAUUAUGGGUUGAGCUGAAGGAAGAGAUUCAAGCUUCUGAAGCUCAAGUGAUUGCUCAAGUGGAGUAUGUUAUAUCUGUUUUUGACCACCUGGGUGGAGCUAACGAUAUGUUUAAUAUUGGUCCUUCUGAUAUUGACAUUGACCCCUCUAUUGAAGAUGACAGUAUUAUUGUUGUUGUACCACCAUCUGAUGAAGCUGACAUUCCAUGA